Molecule: messenger RNA, 1294 nt
Organism: Cyprinus carpio (common carp)
Lineage: Eukaryota; Metazoa; Chordata; Actinopteri; Cypriniformes; Cyprinidae
Gene: ftr97
Product: finTRIM family, member 97
Source: RefSeq, a predicted model, not a curated record
AUGGAUGUGGAAUAUUCGGACCACGACUACUGCUCCAGUGCUGAGCCUGCUGCCCUGGAUUUGUCCCUGGACCACAAUGAAGAUCAAAUAGCGAGGCUGCAAAAACAAAUUGAGGAGAUAACCAUCAGCACCAAGUUCUGUUUGGAGCGGUUUGCUGCGUCCGAUGAUGACAUUAGGUUUUACACAAGGUUUGCGACUCAUGCCCACUUGAUGGCCUUUUGGAGGCAGAUAGAGCCAGCAACAGGCAAGAUCGUGCGUGUGACAAGAGCACGGACUGAAGCCAGGACAGAUGAGGUCCCUCAUGCUGUCAAUGCAACGUCUCUUCAACCCAUUGAUGAGUUUUUUCUGUUCAUGACAUAUCUGUCAUUGGGUCUGGUGCAGAAGGAUCUGGCCCACAGAUUCAGAAUCCACCAAUCAACUGUAAGCCGAAUAAUCAACACAUGGGCUAACUUUCUCUACACUGUGCUUGGAGCUGUUGGCAUUUGGAUGGAUGAGGAGACGGUCAAAGCUCACAUGCCAGAUGUUUUUCAGUCUUACUCCGAUACACAAGUGAUUUUGGAUUGCACUGAACUACGCUGCCAAACACCACACUCUCUUCUCCUUCAGAGCGAAGUAUUCUCCAACUACAAAUCUCACUGCACUUUCAAAGGGUUGAUUGGGAUGGCUCCUCACGGUGCUGUAACCUUUGUGUCAUCGCUCUAUGAAGGAGCCAUCAGUGAUAGAGAGAUUUUAAAGCAGUCUGGUAUUGUGUCUCUUCUAAAACCAACAAUGGCUGUAAUGGUGGAUAAGGGUUUCCUUGUGGAAGACUGUGUGCCCUGCAAAGUCCACAUACCUACCUUCCUGUCAAAGAGAGCACAACUGUCUGGACCAGAGGUCAGGAAAACACAGUCUAUUGCAAGACUCAGAGUCCAUGUUGAGCGCCUCAUUCGAAGGGUGAAGGAGCACAAGAUAUUCAGUACAGCAAUACCACUUUCUCUCACAGGAAGCAUCAAUCAACUGUACACAGUAGCCUGCCUCUUGGUUAACUACCAAAACGGGCCCUUAGUUAAAGCAUGGGCAAGCAAUUGCUAAUGCUGAAGAAGCAGAAUUAGACAGGCAGAAAUGUUUAUACAGUUUAUUACUGUAUAAUCACAGUAAUAAUCAUUUUGGUUUUAACUUUAGAACGAGUCCUUAUUCUCUGUACAUAAUUCGAAAUUUGAUUUGAAAUUAAAUUGUCAACAAAUAUAGAAUUGUUAAACAAAUAUUUUAAUGACCUUUUGAUGACAAGACAAAAUAAAAUGACAUGUUUGUAAAA